Colletotrichum acutatum is the source of this 979-nucleotide messenger RNA. RefSeq lists its product as uncharacterized. The record is from RefSeq and is a predicted model, not a curated record. Lineage: Eukaryota; Fungi; Ascomycota; Sordariomycetes; Glomerellales; Glomerellaceae. The transcript is spliced from 2 exons. Bases 95 to 919 code for a protein of 274 amino acids.
AUAUAGCGCAGCAAUCUCCUCAGUCACGUACUUCACAUCCUGCUCCAGCACAGCCAAACACUCAGCAACAUCCUCAGCAAACCCUCCGGUAGCAAUGCCUUCUCGAACCUCAAUAGAGUAUCUGUUGGCGCCCACUGCGGCUACGCCGACACUUUGUAACGAGACGGAGGCUUUUCAAGAAGAUAUCAUCGGACCUCACACCCCGCCCACAGGUGCCAUGUCACCGUCGAUAGAUUUCCAGCGCCAUCAAGCAGACAUGGAUCAGUAUUCUGACACCAGAGGCCAUGCCACGUCGGCGUGCUCGUUAUUAUCGCCUGCAAAGCUGACGUCCUCUGGGCAACCGACCCUCAACGACAUGGUCUCAGUAUAUACGCAGCAGUCUCCAAGCGUCACCUUCUCGAGUAUGACCCUCCAGGAACAGAUGUUCAGCGGUUACUACAAUGCGGGCUCUGGCCUUUCGGCCCAGAUGUGUCCCAUCUGUUUACAUAUUGCAUUCAUGAAUCCUUGUUUUCUACGGUCCAUGUGUGGUCAACAAUACUUCGAGGUCCCUAGCGCAGCAGUCUACGAUCCGGCCUUUCUUCAUGCGUCUCACGAUUGCUACUGUGGAUGGUGUGCUGGAUGCGGAAUCUGUGCGUUCAAGCCAGCAGAGCAUAGCAUACCGAGCGGCUCUUAUACGGAGAGCUCACAUCUCCAAACCGGGUUCACUGAUGGAUACCUGACAAAUGCGGCUGACUCUUCUCACGCUAUCUAUGAUGGGCCGCUCUCCCCAUCGGUUUAUGAUCUUGAUGGCCAACCCAUCUCGCAACAGGGCUUUGUUCUUGGGAACGUCGACGACGGAGGUGCUGUUGGGGAGAACGUUAGACCUACUACUCUUCCAGUAUCGGUCUUUCCCGAGCAGAUAACUGCGUGGAAAGAUUGAGAGGCCCCAUCUUUCUCCUUGAUUUCUUUUCACGUCCGGUCCUGCGCGGCAUUGUAUCAU